GUCUUGAACACGUCACCGUAAUCGUCGUCCUCACGUGCCUAAGGCUAUACCGAUUCGGUCGUAUCACGUGAAGCUGGCUUGCGGAACGAUCCUCGUAGACCCCGACGGCAAUGUGCUGGCGACUUUAUGACACCCACGUAUACUUCCCGGCCUAUCGUAAUGGCCGCUUCUAUGGCUUCGUUUCUACGGACGAGACAGGCGAGUCUUGGUGACCUCCAGGCCAAGACACUCUGCUGGCUUGCGUAUGCGCUUCUGAAGAGGCAUUACCGCCCGCUCUCAUCUACCAGGGCACAUCUGGGAUUCAAUCGAGCUGGGUUGACGACGUGGAGGCUGAACAACACCAGAUUUUCUUCGCUAACUUGCCUUCAGGAUGGACGAAUAACGAGCUCGGGCUUGCCUGGCUCGAACAGGUGUUCGACCGCUAUACGAAAGCGAAAGCAAGACGCGGAUGGCGACUUCUGAUCCUUGACGGCCACGGCAGCCAUGUAACGGCCGAUUUUAUCGACUUUUACGACACCAAUCGCAUCCUGCUCGCGAUCUUUCCACCUCAUUCAACCCACAGUCUUCAGCCGCUCGAUGUGGUGCU
This is a messenger RNA of Trematosphaeria pertusa, 586 nucleotides long. RefSeq lists its product as uncharacterized. The record is from RefSeq and is a predicted model, not a curated record. The coding region runs from base 127 to 462 and encodes 111 amino acids. The transcript has 2 exons. NCBI's taxonomy places the organism in Eukaryota, Fungi, Ascomycota, Dothideomycetes, Pleosporales, Trematosphaeriaceae.